UAAAAGACAGUGAGAAUGGGAUAUCUUUGUUCUACAAAUGUUUACAUCAAAUACAUGAAAAAGAGAAAUGGACAAGAAAAGAGAUAAAGGCUAGCAUGGAGCAGAUGGAACAAUUUGAUACUACAAAAUUUUUUAGACUUAUGGAAAACAAUCCACUUAGGUUAGUUUAUUGGUGUGAAGAACAAUUUGAGGCAACAUUAGAAAGAAAGAAGCAUCAAUCUUUUUGUGAUGAUAGAAUAAAGCAAGAUGUAUUUUCAAAGUAUAUGACUUUACAGACUCAUCAAUCUAGAUGGCUAGUCUUUCAUGAUAAUGGUUGGGUAAACAUUGUUGCAUCAUUUGCAAAAUCAAUAACAUGGCAAACAAUAAAAUCAUUAGACUAUAAUCAUCCUAUGCUUUCAUUCAUUGUUGACUUAACAGAACCACAAAGGAUUAUGAAAUUUCUCCCAAUUUCUAUUUAUAAUAAGAUAGCCUGUAUUCCAGAUUUGGUUUCGCUUUUUGAUAAUAAUAAUAACUAG
Messenger RNA from Entrophospora sp. SA101, 515 nucleotides. The record is from the annotation of a GenBank genome assembly. Lineage: Eukaryota; Fungi; Glomeromycota; Glomeromycetes; Entrophosporales; Entrophosporaceae.